This is a messenger RNA of Myotis davidii, 1290 nucleotides long. It is a transcript of the gene NABP2, whose product is annotated as nucleic acid binding protein 2. The coding region runs from base 323 to 958 and encodes 211 amino acids. The transcript is spliced from 7 exons. The record is from RefSeq and is a predicted model, not a curated record. Gene Ontology annotation, cellular component: SOSS complex. NCBI's taxonomy places the organism in Eukaryota, Metazoa, Chordata, Mammalia, Chiroptera, Vespertilionidae. Gene Ontology annotation, biological process: mitotic cell cycle checkpoint signaling; response to ionizing radiation; double-strand break repair via homologous recombination. Gene Ontology annotation, molecular function: DNA binding.
GGGCAAGGGUGGGGGAGGGGAGGGACCGAGCCCCGAGUGGUGCGGGUGCGGGUUCGGGAAGGUUUAGAAACUAAGAUUCUAUUCCCUGGCCCUGCACCGGCUUCCCUCACCUCCUCUCCGUCGGUUCCCACACCUCGGGGCUUGAGACUGAAAGAGCAUCCCGGGAAGGGGCAUUCCAGCCGCCUAUUCAGAGAUCCCCCCAAAACCUGAUCUUGAAGUUGGAGGCCCCCGGGAAAGUUCAUUUCUAACCUUUCAGAAGAGCGAGAGGGUUUGAGGCUGCCUGACCCCAGGCGAGUGUGUGGGGUUCCGAGGCUCAGGCAGCAUGACGACGGAGACCUUCGUGAAGGAUAUCAAGCCCGGGCUCAAGAAUCUGAACCUCAUCUUCAUUGUGCUGGAGACAGGCAGAGUGACCAAGACAAAGGACGGUCACGAAGUUCGGACCUGCAAAGUGGCAGACAAAACGGGCAGCAUCAAUAUCUCCGUCUGGGACGACGUGGGCAACCUGAUCCAGCCUGGGGACAUUAUCCGGCUCACCAAAGGGUACGCUUCAGUGUUCAAAGGUUGUCUGACAUUGUACACUGGUCGUGGGGGUGAUCUUCAGAAGAUUGGAGAAUUCUGUAUGGUUUAUUCUGAGGUUCCUAACUUCAGUGAGCCAAACCCAGAGUACAGUGCCCAGCAAGCACCCAACAAGACGGUGCAGAACGACAGCAGCCCUGCAGCUCCCCAGCCUACCACUGGACCCCCUGCUGUUUCUCCAGCCUCUGAGAGCCAGAACGGGAAUGGACUGAGCGCCCCCCCAGGCCCUGGCGGUGGCCCGCACCCCCCUCACGCUCCUUCCCACCCGCCCAGCACCCGGAUCACCCGAAGCCAACCCAACCACACACCUGCCGGCCCUCCUGGCCCCUCCAACAACCCUGUCAGUAACGGCAAAGAGACCCGGAGAAGCAGCAAGAGAUAGCAAGACGUUCUUCCUCCCUCCCCACCACCGGCCAUACCCCAAGUGUCUGCUAGAGAACACAGCCUCUCCCGGGCUGCUGGCUUGGGGGUGGGAAGGGAUAGGUAGCAAUAUUUUAGCCACUAAACUUCCCUAAAGGGGUGGUUAGAAGCGGCCUUAUCCACCCUACACCCAUACUCACCCCUGUACCCAGCUGAAGCUGCCUGUGCCCUGGGAUGAGGGUCCCUGCCUGCCCUUCUUCCUCUUCAGAAACGCGUCAUGGUCUGUUUCUUGUACGUGUGUGAUGUGGAAAUCUAACUGAAUCCCUUCUUCCCAAUAAAUGUUACUACUCCGUA